AGCCCAAGGAGGGUGGCACGGAUCAGCGGGCUGAGAUCGGGUUUCAGGCUUGGGACUGCGCAGCCGCGGUCCGCGCAUGCCUGAAAACGCGCCGUAAUUAAGUUACGUGCGCGGCGACGCCUGGGCCGCCAUACUUGGGUUACGGGAGCUCGCAGAGGACAACCUCCCACGCGCUUUUCCGGUGUCUCUUCUUUCCUCAGAGUGAGGCAAGACCUAAGAGGCGCUAAAACUAGGUCCAAGGUAGAGAGCGCCUCCGGUUAGAAUGAAGAAAAUAACAAGGUUAUCUCCGGAAGGUGCCGGUUGAGGCCCUCACACGCGAGCGGGGUGGUGGCCGAAGACGCUGAGGGACGGGUGCGUUCUCGCCGAAGUUCAGUUGGGCGAUGCCAACUUAAGGGUGUGAGGGGGGUGGCAAGGAACUGAGAUUCACUCCGCGGAGGCUGGGCGAGUGUGGAAAUCCGAAGGGAGCGGACAGUCGCCGAAGGCCCCACUUCCUUUCCCCAGCCCGUCCCUCUCCGGCCAUGAGCGGUCUAGUGCGCACCGAGCCGCUGCGCGGGGAGCCUCCUCUGCGGAUGCCCGGCGACGCCUUUUCUGUGGUGGUUCUGCUGCAGGGCUACGCGGAGCCCGAGGGGGUCGGCGACGCCGUGCGCGCCGACGGCUCCGUGACCCUUGUUCUGCCCCAGGCCUGGGGCACGGCCUCCGGCCACCGAGAGCCCCCCCCGCCCGAGGGCUACGAGGCGAAGACCGCCCUGGAGGAGGCGGCCCGUGGCCCCAUCCUCGUGGACACCGCGGGGCCCUGGGCUCGAGAGGCGCUCCUGGGGGCCCUGGCGGGGCAGGGCGUGGCCCCGGGAGAUGUGACUCUGGUGGUGGGGACCCACGGACACUCGGACCACAUCGGGAACCUGGGGCUGUUUCCCGGCGCGGCCCUGCUGGUCUCGCACGACUUUUGCCUCCCCGGGGGCCGCUACCUCCCCCACGGGCUGGCUGAGGAGCAGCCUCUGCAGUUGGGGCCGGGACUCGAGGUGUGGGCCACGCCCGGCCAUGGUGGCCAGCGGGACGUGAGCGUGGUGGUGGCUGGCACGGCCCUGGGUACCGUCAUGGUAGUGGGCGAUGUGUUUGAACGUGAUGGGGACGAGGACUCGUGGCAGGCGCUGAGCGAAGACCCGGUGUCCCAGGAGCACAGCCGGAAGAGGGUCCUAGGCACUGCCGACGUGGUCGUGCCUGGUCACGGAGCCCCCUUUAGGGUGAUCAGGGAAGCCUCGGCGCCAGAGACAGAGAGUCUGGGGAACAGCCGGCCAGAUCUCGUGAUCGGAGACAAGGAGCCCACGGUGCACCGAUAAACCCCAGUCUUGACUGGAUUCCUUUCAGGGACCCCAGCCCCCCACCCCCAGACAAGGAACUGACGUCCAGGACACGAGAGGACGUGUCAGAGAGGAGUCAUGGGUUGUCACUUCCAGCCCUUCCAGGAGGCCAGUUUUCCAGCGAGGACGGAGUACUUUUGCCACAGCUGUCACCAGUAUCACUAGGACCGAGGACUGGCUCAGCUGUGUGCCACCUCUCGGGCUUCAUUAGUAAAAUGGGAGAAUGUUCUUGGGAGAGUCUUCCAAAAUAAAAGUAGAAACUGCAUUGAAAAUCAUACUGCCCUUCAACUAUUCUCCAAUAAAAAAGAAAAAAGAAAAAAAAUCAUACUGCCCUAAAUGUAAAUGUGAAGCAUUCAUAGUGAUAAUCAUGCAGAUAAAAUCCAGCAAGUGCAACAAGGGGACACUUUGGCGAUACAUCGCCUGUUUCUCAGAGGAGGCAGCUUGCUGAGAGAAGGUGCAGGGCAGACAGGUAUCAUUCUAGUCAUCUGACUUUAAGUUAUUAAUUCGUUCAAUGAAUGCUGCUUAACACACCUGCAAUGUCUCAAGCACGGCUCGAGGUCACGGGGAUACAGCAGUGAGCAAGCCAGACAAACUCAAGGAGACAGGACACCUUUCUCUUUAAUGAGAUUGUUCAGAUGUGCAAGGGAUUACAGGCAUUUGUGAUCACACUCAUCAGUGGGCUGGGUGCAGAAGACGAGUAGUGACCUCUGGGGAGGCCCUAGGGGACAGUGGAGACAUAGAAUGAAAGGGACCUGGGUUCUCAAGUAGCAGCUUGGAGGACAGCAGUGUGGAAGGCUGCUCCCAGACACUGGCUGGACUUCAGGUGAGUUCAAAAUAAACUUUUGUGUCAAACAGCCACUGAAAUUCCAGGGCUAUUUUUAUUACUGCAAAAAAGAGAAAUGUCAAAAAAGGGAUUCAUUAGGAACUACUAGUGUAUCAGUCUGUGUCCAAUCAGGAGAAAGAAAUCACACAUUAAUUGGAACAGGGAAAGUUAACAUAAAGAAUUAUUAACUGUAGCAGAGUAAAGAGAAUUCUAAAGAAUACUGUAGCGAUGAGGAAGAGAACCUGAAUUCUGAAAUAAAUCUUUAGCUGAUUUGCUCUAAAGUGAUAUUCAUUCCACUAUUUAUUCCAUCUGCUGAAUAUUCUUAAAGAAUAUUUCCAUUUGCAAGAUAUCUACUGGGUUCUUUGUAGGGUAUAAAGAAUUCAAAGUAACAUAUACACUAAUCAAAAUAAAAUUGACUCCAGGAGGGAUCUGAGCUUCUGUUCCCACCUGGCAGCAAAACAGCAGGAAAAAAUGGAGUGAAGAAAUGCUGGUUGGCACUGCACUCCCCCACCCUAAUGUCAGUAGUGCAAAGUGUGGACCUGAACUUCCCCCUUCAUCUGGAGGCAACAAGGCCAUGGGAAUUGGUGCUCCACUUACUCCAGGGUGGCAUCAGCAGGACCCAAAGGGAGCUGAGCAUCCCUCCCCCACCUGGACCUACAUGCUACACCUAAACAGGGUGACUGCCUGCUAAAUAGACCUGGGGUCUCACAAUAUAAUACCUAAAAUGUCCAGUAUACAGGAGAAAAUCACUCAUCAUACCAAGAACCUGGACAAUCACAACUUGAAUGAGAAAAGACAAUCACCCAGUGCCAACACCAAGAUUACUCAGAUGUUGGAAUUAUCUGAUGAGGACUUUUA
Balaenoptera musculus (blue whale) is the source of this 3039-nucleotide messenger RNA. It is a transcript of the gene MBLAC1, whose product is annotated as metallo-beta-lactamase domain containing 1. The transcript is spliced from 3 exons. The record is from RefSeq and is a predicted model, not a curated record. NCBI's taxonomy places the organism in Eukaryota, Metazoa, Chordata, Mammalia, Artiodactyla, Balaenopteridae. Bases 519 to 1337 code for a protein of 272 amino acids.